This is a messenger RNA of Moneuplotes crassus, 1632 nucleotides long. NCBI's taxonomy places the organism in Eukaryota, Ciliophora, Spirotrichea, Euplotida, Euplotidae. The record is from the annotation of a GenBank genome assembly.
CUCAUGGAUGCCCUAACACUUGACCAAAAGAUGUCCAAACUUGCCAAGGAUAUACAACGCUUGAACAACACAAGCCAAGGAAGCAAGCGAGAGGACGAUGUGAUUCAGAGAUAUAGGAAAACAGCAAAAAUUAAUCCUGGCCUCACUGACAAUUUCAAGUAUGGCCAUCACCAUAGAAUCAGAGACAGCACUAGCGUCGAAGCUAGCGACACUGAGCUCUUGGAUAGCUUGUUAAGAUCAGAGCAGAAUUUAUCGCAUCUUCAGCUUGAAAAGCUGAAGAGAUCCCAAGGCUCUUCGCUUGAGAUGUCCCACACUCUUGACAAGCAGCUACACAAGCUGACUACUGGGCAUCGCCGUGCAGCGAUGCGUCAGAAGCAGAAAAGGAACCAUGCCAGGAAAAGAUCGAGAGGCUCUGGCUCAAAACAUUCAAAAAUAAGGAAAAAUACCCGCAAAAAGAGGACACAUGCCACCAGUGUUCCCUCCUACCUCAGAGGGACAGUCAGUAGUGCCCUUAAGAGGCAGAGUUUGGACAAGGAUGAGCUUAAGAAAUCCAGAGAUUUCGUCAAUAUCUUCUUCAAUAAACGUAUGACUGACAUGCCCCUGACCGAGUCAGAGCUGAGAGACUCUAAUAACAAGUUAAUGGACAGCAGUUUCUUCCGUAGGUCUUACAGCAACAAUAGACUAGUGCCAAGGUAUGUCAACCUGGUCAAUAAUGAGAUGAGUGAUGAGAACAUGACUAACCCUGAGAUUCAGAUUUUCAAGACCUACAACCAAGAAUUUUUGAGAGAGAACAGUUGCUCUCAAACUGGAAAUUCGAGGUCUUCGCAUUCUCAUCACAGAGAUAUGACAGAGCUAGAUAUCGACAACAACGAAGAGCUCUGUUUGAAGAGCCUUGAUCCUCAUUCGAAUUUAAACUCUGUAGAGAAGAAAGGAACCGCACAAUUCCAUAGCCUGAAGAAGUCCAACGAGGACAUCAUGGAUAUCUUCGACAAGCCACAAACAAUGGUUAUUGAGAAAGGUUGCCAGAUGUCAAAUUCUCGCUAUAGAGCUAGAUCUAGUGGUACCAAUCAUUCUAGAAUGUCCAACAGUCUCGAAAGAGAGCCCUGUGGGUCCAAAGAGAGGCUAAGUCUGCACAGAGAGACCCUAGAAGGCAGAAGGACUAGCUUUAAGACAUCAGAUCAUGCUUUCUCGACCUAUAAAAAUUUCAGAAAAACCUCUGCUGAACUUAACUCAGGAGUGCAGACCAUCGUGCACCAAAAUCAGAGCUUGUCUCCAUCUAAAUUGUCCAGCACAGAAUCAAUGAUCUACUUCAAAGCCAGAAAGCAGCUUGUACAGAAAGAGCAGGAGAUUCUUCGUCUAAAGCAGACUCUGCAUAAUCAAAACUCCAAAGAGAUUUCCAAGAAGAUCCUGACUGCUAAACUGGAUGAGAAUACAACACCUAACCAGCAGAUAAUACCGACUGUUCCAACCACCUACAAAGCCUACAUGAAGCACAAGGAGUUGCAAGGGCUUUCAGAGGAAACUUUGAAGCAGAACCAGGCUGAAAUGAAAUCAAAAACAGCCAAAAUACUCAAAAAGAUUCCUCAAAGUGUGCUUGGAAGUUUCCAUAUCCCAAAAUAUCUCAGAUGCUAA